This is a messenger RNA of Paralichthys olivaceus (Japanese flounder), 2071 nucleotides long. It is a transcript of the gene alkbh3, whose product is annotated as alkB homolog 3, alpha-ketoglutarate dependent dioxygenase. NCBI's taxonomy places the organism in Eukaryota, Metazoa, Chordata, Actinopteri, Pleuronectiformes, Paralichthyidae. The record is from RefSeq and is a predicted model, not a curated record. Gene Ontology annotation, molecular function: dioxygenase activity. Gene Ontology annotation, cellular component: nucleus. Gene Ontology annotation, biological process: DNA alkylation repair; DNA repair.
GGGGUCGGAACUAUAGUUUGAGAUUACUGUUCCGGGUAGGCUUUGUUUUUCUGAGACACCGAUGCAAUGGCUGUCAAGCAGCAGGCGCCUCAGUUUAUGUGAAGUUACCUCUUGUAAAGUUGUGAUUUAGCAGCUAUUUAGAUGUGAUGUGAUGUCGGACAAGCGUCAGCGCGCCAGAGUCCAGGGCUCCUGGGCCAAACAAGUGCCAAAACACACAGCACCAACAGGUACAGUUCCAAAGAACCAUCAACCCAGAAAUUCCAACCAAGUCCCUAGUUCUUGGGGUUUGGGGCAACAGAAGACGUCUCAGACAUUUGAGUUUCAUCAGCCCACUAAGCCAAUUAGAGAUCUUCCACCCGAGAGGUUGAUAGAACAUGCAGGCGAUUAUGAGAUCAGCCACGGUCCGUCUGGAGUCUCCAGACUGCGGCUGAUGCCUGGGUUUCUUUCCCCAGAGGAGGCUGACUGGAAGUUCAGUAAACUGUUAGCAGAGCUUCCCUGGUCUCAGAAAACCAACUAUAGACAGGGUGAGGCAUAUGACGAGCCCAGGCUGACCUGCUGGUAUGGAGAGUUGCCCUAUACGUACGCUCAAUCCACCUUGGCUGCCAACACACAGUGGCAUCCGUUGCUGUUAACCCUUCGUGAGGCAGUGGAGCAGGCGAGCAGCAGCAGGUUCAACUCGCUGCUAUGUAACUUGUAUCGGGACGGCCAUGACAGUAUUGGCUGGCACAGUGACGAUGAGGCCUCCUUGGGUGCCAAACCCACAAUCGCCUCGCUCAGUCUGGGGGACACAAGAGUGUUCAGCCUUCGAAAGCAGCCUCCACCGGAGGAGAACGGUGACUACACUUAUGUGGAGCGAAUUCGGCUUCCUCUGAGUCAUGGGACACUUCUGCUGAUGGAAGGAGCCACACAGGACGAUUGGCAGCAUCAAGUGGCUAAAGAGUACCAUGACCGUGGCCCGCGGAUCAACUUGACCUUCAGAACUAUUCAUCCAGAGCUGGAGGGCCACAGGCCGGGGACCAAGCUUCGCUUCACUGCUGAGCAACAGUAAACUCCCCUCAGAGUCAGGUACUUCAGACUUAGGAAAGUGCAGAUUUCAGCUGUUGGAGUAACACACCACUGAGUUAUAGACCAUGGUGUGACUAACAGCUUCCUCCAACUGAAACAGAGAGAUUUGCAGCUCUGCCUGGAUUCAACUGUUGCAUAAGUGAAGCCACAAUAAUACCUCAGUUGUGACCAGUGGUGUUUAUCAGAUAUCAGUGGUUUCAGAGAAGCUGUGCACCAGAAUGGGUAAUAAUGAGGACUUAAAGGCUCGGAGAGAGGUCAACUCUGAAUAUUGUUUUGAUUGUAUUUAUUCUUUCAGAAGCUUAGAUGGUUGUUUCAUUUCAGACAGAAGUUUUAGUCGGUAUGUUGCAGGCUGUAACUCAGCAACCAGCACUGAGCAUGGCACUUGAUACCACAAUAACUUUUGUGCCAAGUUCAGUCUGUGGGAAGCUCGAAGGUGGCAGCUCCUAAAGUGGUGUAAAUAAACUGCAUUUUGAUUAUAGAUUUUGAGUAUAGAUAAGUUAGGUGGGGUAAGGUUUGAAUGAUCAGUGAGUGCAAAUAAAUAUUCACAUGCCAUGAAAAGUGUCGAUACAGUGUCCAGAGUGUUCUCUGUACAGCAAGUCACUGCUACUGUGUUUGUGUGAUACUUUGUAAAAUGUAAACAGUUUCCUGACUUGUUUAUCUCAUUGAGCUUUUGGAAAGAGUGUGGUUGCUAUAAAAAGAGGGAGGAACCAGUAAAGUGGCCACUUGGGUCAGUUAAGACAAAUAAGACAAUAAGUCAUGACAUUGCUUUAACAGAUCAUACAACAAUUCUCACACAACAAGCAUAAGUAGUAGAUUACUACAGGAGUUUUUAUGGGAAAAAUAAUCUUUGUUAUUUGGUUGUGUUCCGCUACAGUGACGUCUGAAAAUCCAUGAGUUGAAAGAAGUACAUGUCACGAUGGAAUGUUCUGUUUAUUAUGUAACAUAAAUAAUGCAACUUCUUGAUUGCUGUGUUUCUGAAAUAAACUAAAUGUGUUCUCAGUUGAAA